AUGAAAGCAGGAUGUAGAUAUUAUACAGUCAAGGCAUUGAUAGACACAUCAUCUAGAGUAAAUUCUAUUAGAAGAAGUUUGGUCGAUAAGCUCAAAAUAGAGUAUACUAAAUAUAAAGAAAAAAAUAGGUUGGAAUAUCUGGAUUUAUUUUUCCAAUACGAGGGAAAAGAUAGACUAGUAUCUACUAAUAGUGAUGAUGUUUUUAAUGAUUUUGAGGUUACUGAAAAGUCGAAAGUGGACCUUAAGACAGAUUCAUCUGAGUCCAAAGAAACCAAUGGUUCUAAAUAUAUGGCGGUAUCAUAUCCUAAUUUAAGAUAUCUUAAUUUGUGGGAUGCUCAAAUAACUGAUAAAUGUUUAUAUGCAAUCACACGAUCAUGUUGUAAAUUAGAAUAUCUAAAUAUUUUUUACUGUAGAAAUAUUAGCGAUAAAUCUUUGUUUGAAAUCGCAGGAAAUUAUCAUGAUUUGCAAGAUCGUGAAGAUGUUAAAGAUGCUAGUACUUUAAUGCGAAGAUGCUUUAAUAUAGAGUAUCUUAAUUUUAGUGGUGUUAUGGCUUUAUGGGACGAUAGAUUGAUUAUAGCCAUUAUCAAAGAUCUCCAAAUUUGA
Messenger RNA from Funneliformis geosporum, 603 nucleotides. NCBI's taxonomy places the organism in Eukaryota, Fungi, Glomeromycota, Glomeromycetes, Glomerales, Glomeraceae. The record is from the annotation of a GenBank genome assembly.